GGUUUAGAAUAGUAUGAUUGCCCAUCAAGGGAGGGAAUGUGUAAAUACUUUGGAUGACAGCUGCUGUCAAAACAGAAAAAGAAUGCCUCGAAAUUCAGUAUUCAGGUGACAACAUCCAAUUUUUCAUGAGCAGUUUGAUGAAAUAUAAGUAAUUCGGUGACGAUUCGUUGUCGGUAUUGUGAUCAGGUUGAUUGGUUCAAGUCUCGGUUGUCAAACGGUAGGAUUUAGUACAUGGUGAUGUACAACUAUCCAAAAUGAAAGACAGACAAAGACAAGGAUUGUAAGCAUUUGACAGUUAACAAAUGGAGUCAGCACCCCUUUCAAUGGUCUACAGAAGUGAAAAACAGCUUCCAAAAUUAAAUUUGGCCUUCCAGGAGUUCUAUGAGCAUGAGGAGUUCUGUGACAUCACCCUAGUAGCCACUACAAAGCGGUUCCGAGCCCACAGGGUGAUCCUAGCUGCCUUCAGUCCAUACUUCUAUCAAGCUUUCUCUCAACAGAACAGCUAUCUUUCUGAGUUUAGCUGCCAUCGCUUCGAUGAAGGCAGCCUAAAAUGUCUGUUAGAUUUCUGUUACUCAGGUGUGAUUACUGUCAACUCGGUGUCAGCAGAGAAGCUCCUGUCAGUUGCUACAGUCUUACAAAUCAAAGAAGUGGAGAAACUCUGCCAGACGUUUCUGAGAGCACAUCAGGCAUUUGUUCAUGAGAUUGGCACAGAUAUUCAGGAGAAGAAUUCUUCACCAUCUCCAAGGGGAAGGAGCUCUAGCGAGUUGUUUUUCGUCGAAAGCUCGGGUCGAUUCAGUCCUGGAACUAGCCCUAAUGUCUCCACAUCAGGCCGUCCUGUUUCAGAGACAAGCUCUGUGGAGAACCCAGACCUGGAUAUAGUGAAGCAAGAGCACCCUGAUCCAGUAACUAGAGAGGAACAUAUGAGAGAGGAGCUUGUAUCACCCGGCACACUAGCCAAGAGGAUGCAGUACCUACCUAACCCAGGCCUGAACAUCAUUGACAUGACACAGCUAUCUCCAACCUACCUAGGAACUCCAUACCCUAGGCCCCUGCUGUUCCCAAGACCCUCUCCUCAGCCUUUUCAUCUCUUUGCUCCAAAACUCAAAGAAAAGAACAAACUGGAAAGCAGCAAUGAAAUCAAUGAAAGCAGAACUGACGAACAUCAUGGGCAGAGCUCUAACGUAUCUGUAGAGACCAAUUUCUCGCAGAAAUCCUCCGAAUCAGUUGGACUAGAACAGUCAAGUGUCCAAGAGCAUCAAUCUCCUGACGAGGUCGAAAACUCAAAGUUAUACAAUGCCUGCUCAAUAUGUCACCAGAAGUUCAACAGCAGCAAAGCCUUGAGCAUCCAUAUGGUACUUCAUGACAGAGGCCUCCAAUCUUAUAUACCAAAGCGUAACAGAAAAGCUAUUUUUCCGCAGAAACAUGAGCACAAAGGUAGUGAAUAUGGGAGCACCCCCGGGGAACUCUUCACAUGUAGUACAUGUGGCAAAAGUUUCAAAGACAACCGGUCACUGAAAUUUCACCGCUACAACCAUGUUUUGCGGCAUGUCUGCCCUAUCUGUGGCAAACGUUUCUCCCGGAGCUGGAAUCUACAGAGACACAAGAAAUCUCACUUCAAGGUGGGCAUGUCAGGAUGGCAGGUCACGUCUGAAAAUUCUGAGGACUUGGCCAGAUCAGAAGACGAGGACGGGGAAAAUCUGAGCAACUCCUUUAAUGAUGAUGAGGAUGUCCGCAUGUCUUCUGCACAAGCAGAGGAUGAACCGGUUGAUUUGACAGAACCGGGCAAAUCCGAGAGAGGAGAACUAUAGGGCCUCCUUAAUUUUUACAAUUCAAACUGUUUAUGUGCAAUGGUUUGUUAUUCUAUUUUGUUGAACUUACCUUUGUUGAUCAACAUUGUGAUAGUUGUCGGACUGUAUUUACCUUAAUUGUCUAUAUAAUCUCAAGCUUCUAUUUUCAUACUCCAGGGCAUUGCGUCCCAAAGAUUUAUUACUGGUACAUAGAACUGUAUACUCCUGUCCCCUAUAUGGCUGGUUCCAUACUAGUAUGCUGUAUUAUACAUAUAAGGUCAUUUUAUUUGUUGCAGACCAAGCUUUUAUAAAUCCCUCAGAAUUGUUUUUCAUUAUGUUAUAGUAAUGAUUGAAAGGACAUGGAUUAAAUAUGAUUUUCACUCAAUAUUUUAAGAAAAUAAGAAUCUUCUUAAAAAAUAUUUAACACUAGAGUCUUUGUUCAUAAUUUAAACAACUGACUAAAUUUCUGGCCUUGUACUAUAUCUAAUGUUGAAUAUUUAAAUUAUAUGCACAAGUUUAUUACUGUGGGGCUGAUUAUGUGAUCACUGAUUAACAAAGUUUUAACUAUUUUCAAAUUGUGCACAUGUAAAUGUGUGCUGAAAUGCUGGCAUUUUGUGACUCCUGUAUAGAUUAAUUAUACUUUGUAUAUAUAUGUGUCAUUAAUGGCUCAUUCAAUGUGGUUGGCAAAUUUCUUGUUUUGUCGUACUUGAGAACAUAUGCAGUCUCUACUUAUGUAUCUUACUUUUGUUAAAUGGCAAAUAAGUUGAUCUGUUCACAAUGUAGCUCUGGUAGAAUUCUUGUUUUACUUUAGACCCUCAUACAUGUUGUCAGUGAUAUUUUCCUGUUAUACAUACAUGUAUAAAUAUAUAUAUCUGUACAAAAUGAAAAAAAAACAAACAACAUUGCAUAUAUUGUUGAAUGGAUAAUAUACACGAUUGUUGAGCGAUAUUUACUCUAUUGUAGCCAUGUUAACAGUUUUCAUAUUCUAAGCAUUGUUAGCAGGUUUUAGUCUUUAUGUUGUUGACAUUGAUUGUUUUGCCAGGUUGAGACACUUAUGAUUUGUUAUGGGAAUAUAUAUUGUUAUCUUUAUCAAUAAAUUUAAUAUUAGUCA
Molecule: messenger RNA, 2898 nt
Organism: Magallana angulata
Lineage: Eukaryota; Metazoa; Mollusca; Bivalvia; Ostreida; Ostreidae
Product: zinc finger and BTB domain-containing protein 49-like
Exons: 4
Coding region: 303-1808 (501 amino acids)
Biological process (GO): regulation of transcription by RNA polymerase II
Molecular function (GO): RNA polymerase II cis-regulatory region sequence-specific DNA binding; DNA-binding transcription factor activity, RNA polymerase II-specific; protein binding
Source: RefSeq, a predicted model, not a curated record